AGAAGAUUGAAAGGCAUGAUAAAUCAGAAAAUGUCGCGGGAAACUCUGAGAUUCCACCGAUUAAAAAUUCACGUUUGAGUAUGAGACCAGGUAGUCUCUUACACUUCUUCGUCUGGAUGUUAAUUGAUACACUCCUGAUGCUCUUGGUGACAUUGACCAUGGUUGUAAUGGUGAACAAAAUCAAAGCACUUUGUAUAUGGAUUACAACACACAGUUGGUUGACUAUUGUCCUCAUAUUGCUUGGAGCACUUCCAGUUCUCGUUCUCGGAUUACUCAAACUUCUUGGAUAUCGCCGUGAGAUUGGUCAUUUUUUCAUCGCAUUCAGUUUCUUACUAUGUUCGAUGGGUUUCACUAUCAGGUUCCAUACCAUUGAUUUGGUUCCUGCUUUGGCAGCAGUUGGUUCUACGAUUGCAUUGACUGCAGUUGUGGUCAUCCUGGCUUUCUAUCUGAGAAAUAUAAAAUUUCGAUCAACCAUUACAUUUUUCUCACUUUUAUGCUCUUCUGUCCUGGUUGGAGUUAUUCUUUUCAUUAUUGCAUUCAAUUUCAAGAAACCAGAGCAGGUAACACUGAUCAAAUGUGACAAGAUAUAAGCAUAGACAUUUGCAAUUUUUGACUUAGUUUUUGAUACAUUCAUUGAGAAUGAGGUGAGAAAAAACACUUGACAGUCAAAUAAGCGAAUUGAAUCACAUUUUCUGAAACUCUUGAAUUGAUUUAUGGUGUUUUAAUGUGUAUGAGAGGUUGUAAUACUGAUAACAAAAAUACAUAGCAAUUUAGCACUGAAAGUCAAGUAGUUCCAAUUUUACGGAUCCUCGAACGUUAGGUAUUAUCGUCAGGAUACUGCACACAAUCCGUUAAAUGACGGCACAUAUUACAUUUUGAUUCUUUAUUAUUCAUGAUGAGACUUGCACAUUUUCAAAAUUACUUGUACAACACGUGACGAUAGUCACUGGAAUUAUCAAGAUAUUUUGAAACCUUUUAUUGUGAAAAUUUAUAUUAUUCUAGCAGACACCCUACAAUCAACUACGCAGUUGGUUUUAUCACAAUGUUUGAGACACAUCAACGUUGAUUUACCAUGCAAAAAACGACAUGACAAAGCAAUCGUGAAUGCAUAAUUAGGCAGAUUACUAGGCAUGUUUACUAUUCAAGUUGAUUCAUCAGUAUAGGUAUAUAACUUGGAUACCAUCAGUUCAUCAACAAUUUCAUUUUC
Molecule: messenger RNA, 1207 nt
Organism: Trichobilharzia regenti
Lineage: Eukaryota; Metazoa; Platyhelminthes; Trematoda; Strigeidida; Schistosomatidae
Source: the annotation of a GenBank genome assembly